AUGAAAGACUACAACUGGUCAGAAGACACAUUCAAUGACAUUGACUGGACCGCACAUGGAAGAGCUUUGCGAAGACACGAUAAUCAUCGUCCAACAAUGGUCAAAUACCUCAACAAAGUCCUACCUGUCGGAGCAUUCCUCCAUAAAACAAACCCCAAGUAUUAUGCAGGAUGCCCAUCAUGCAACAACCCUUCAGAAACAAGGCACCAUCUGAUGGAAUGCAGCAGCCCUGAAAGAAUCAAAUGGCGCGAGAAAUGCUACAGUGCAGUCCUAGCAUAUGUCCAGAAAAAGGACACCUCUCCAAAAAUCCAGGGGCUUCUCCUAUCAGGCCUCAAAGUAUGUUUACAUCACCAAAACCCAACAACAAUCCAAGAAGAUCCUUCAUGGGACACACUGAAACAAGCACAAGAUGCCAUUGGAUGGCAUCAUCUGUUAAAGGGGAGAAUCUCUAAACAAUUCAGUCAGGAACAAGACCGAUAUUUGAACAUGAAAAAGACCGCAACCAAACGCAACAAUGGACUCACAUGGCUCACUGGACUCAUUGACAUUAUCUAUAAAGAAUGGUGGAAACUCUGGGACAUGCGCAACCAAGACAGACAUGGGCACGACAUGAGAACCAAGUCACAAGCAAAGAAAGCACAAGCAAUCCGACAACUCACUCAGUUCUACGAAGCAUACCAGCAAGAAGUCCCUGAACAUUUGGAAUGGCUAUUCCAGAUACCACUCGAAUCGCGCAUGCAACUGAAUACACCAGUCAUCAUUCAAUUUUUGAACACAUGGGAACCUGUGUUACAAGAGAGUCACUACACCACAGCCCUGGAAACAGGAUAG
This is a messenger RNA of Seminavis robusta, 831 nucleotides long. The record is from the annotation of a GenBank genome assembly. Lineage: Eukaryota; Bacillariophyta; Bacillariophyceae; Naviculales; Naviculaceae.